GCCGCUUGCCGCCGCCCGCGGAGCCCGAGCCGGAGCCGCCGCCCGUCCGAGGCCGGGGCGUCGAGGAGCCCGUGGCGCCGCCAUGUGGGGCUAACCCGCGCCGCGCCCGGCCUGCAGCAGGACCCACAACAUGGAGGCGGCCGUCGGCGCCCCAGACGGCGGGGACCAGGGCGGCACGGGGUGCCGCGAGGACGCGACGUCCAUGGACGCCUAUCUGCGGAAACUGGGCUUGUAUCGGAAACUGGUCGCGAAGGACGGGUCGUGCCUGUUCCGGGCCGUGGCGGAGCAGGUAUUGCACUCUCAGUCUCGCCAUGUUGAAGUCAGAAUGGCCUGUAUUCACUAUCUACGAGAGAACAGAGAGAAAUUUGAAGAGUUUAUAGAAGGGUCAUUUGAAGACUAUUUAAAACGUUUGGAAAAUCCACAGGAAUGGGUUGGACAAGUGGAAAUAAGUGCCCUUUCUCUUAUGUACAGGAAAGAUUUUAUAAUUUAUCGGGAACCAAACGUUUCUCCUUCACAAGUAACCGAAAAUAAUUUUCCUGAAAAGGUGUUACUGUGUUUUUCAAAUGGAAAUCAUUAUGAUAUUGUCUAUCCCAUAAAGUAUAAAGAGAGCUCUGCUAUGUGUCAGUCUCUCCUUUAUGAAUUGCUGUAUGAGAAGGUAUUUAAAACUGAUGUUAGUAAAAUCUUGAUGGAAUUAGACACCUCUAAAGGAGCUGAUGAAAACAACAGUGAAGUAUCAGAUUCAGAGGAUGACAGUUGCAGGAGUAAAACUACCACUGCUAAUGAUGUGAAUGGAUUUAAAGCUUUGUCAAGUGACCAGCACCUGAAAAAUAAUGGGAAUUCUCCUAGCCUUCCUUUGUCUAGAAAAGUUCUUAAGUCACUCAAUCCAGCAGUCUAUAGGAAUGUGGAAUAUGAAAUUUGGCUGAAGUCCAAACAAGCUCAACAAAAACAUGAUUAUUCCAUUGCUGCUGGCUUACAGUAUGAAGUUGGAGAUAAAUGCCAAGUUAGAUUGGAUCACAAUGGUAAAUUUUCUAAUGCAGAGUUUCAAGGGGUUCACUCUGAGAAUGGACUGAUUUUGGUCGAAGAACCUGGAAAGAAACAUUCACCGAAGAACCUCAAAACACCUCCCUUAGAAAGCUGGAACACAGUGUCAGGAAAGAAGAUGAAAAAACCUUCCACUUUGGUACAAAAUUUCCACUCUGACACAGAUUACAGAGGGCCAAAGAAUCCAAGCAAGCUAAUAAAAGCCCCAUCAGCACUACCUCCUCGAUUCCAGCAUCCUUCAGGAGUAAGACAACAUGCAUUUUCUGGUCAUUCUGCAGGGUUACAGUCUCAGAAACCCUCCAGUGAGCACAAAAAUCUUAGGACAAGCUCACAGAUCAUAAGAAAACCUGAUCGUGAGAGAGCUGAGGAUUUUGAUCACACGGGUCGAGAGUCUAACUAUUUUGGCCUCUCCCCAGAAGAGCGCAGAGAGAAGCAAGCUAUAGAAGAAUCUCGUUUACUCUAUGAGAUUCAGAACAGAGAUGAACAGGCUUUCCCAGCCCUUUCCAGCUCAUCAGUCAGUCAGUCGGCUUCUCAGAGUAUUAGCAACCCAUGCAUCCAGAGAAAAUCAUCACAUGUGAGUGAUAGAAAAGGAAGCAGGCGGAGAAUGGAUACUGAAGAACGAAAAGAUAAAGACUCUAUCCAUGGACAUGUUCACUUGGAUAAAAAACCUGAGCCAAGCACAUUGGAGAAUAUGAGUGAUGAUAAAUGUGCAGGAGUUUUGUCACCAUCCAAGUCAAAGAAAUUAGAAUGCCCACCUCCUGCAGAACAAAAGCCAGCAGAACAUGUGUCUUUGUCAAAUCCAGCUCCCCUUCUAAUUUCUCCAGAGGUACAUCUAACUCCCGCAGUGCCUUCUUUACCAGCCACUGUGCCAGCCUGGCCAGGUGAACCUACAACUUUUGGACCAACAGGUGUCCCUACUCAAAUUCCCGUCUUGUCAGUGACACAGACCCUGACCACUGGACCUGAUUCUGCUGUGUCCCAAGCUCAUUUAACACCCUCUCCAGUUCCUGUGUCAAUACAGGCAGUUAACCAGCCCUUGAUGCCUUUGCCUCAGACAUUGAGCCUUUACCAGGACCCUCUCUACCCUGGGUUUCCUUAUAAUGAAAAGGGAGAUAGAGCCAUUGCACCACCUUAUUCACUGUGUCACACUGGAGAGGACCUGCCUAAAGAUAAGAACAUUCUUCGAUUUUUCUUCAAUCUUGGUGUGAAGGCAUAUAGUUGUCCUAUGUGGGCCCCACAUUCUUACCUGUACCCUCUGCACCAGGCCUACCUGACAGCCUGCAGGAUAUACCCAAAGGUCCCUGUCUCUGUGUAUCCUCAAAAUCCUUGGUUCCAAGAAGUUGCUGCUUCUCAGAAUGAAAGUGAUUGUACCUGUACCAAUGCACAAUUUCCUAUGCAGACUGAGGCCAAUGUUAAUGGUCAAAUGCCACAGGCAGAGAUUGGACCGCCAACAUUUUCUUCACCUCUGGUUAUUCCUCCGUCUCAGGUGUCUGAAAGUCAUGGACAGUUGUCUUACCAGGCUGACCUUGAAUCUGAAAACACUGGGCAGCUUCUUCAUGCUGAAUAUGAAGAGCCACUAAGUGGCAAGAAUAUGUUCCCACAACCGUCCUUUGGACCUAAUCCAUUUUUAGGCCCAGUUCCCAUUGCACCUCCUUUCUUUCCUCAUGUUUGGUAUGGGUACCCUUUUCAGGGAUUCAUAGAAAAUCCAGUAAUGAGGCAGAAUAUUGUUGUGCCCUCUGAUGAGAAAGAAUUGGAUCUGCCCCUGGAAAAUCUGGAUCUAUCUAAAGAAUGUGGUUCAGUUUCAGCAGAUGCAUUUCCGGAGGCCAGAGGUGAAGGCACUUGUCCUCUCACUGAAGCAAGUGUGAGUAAGCAUGAAGGCCGGGCAGAGCAGUCGUCCCAGACACCUGAGGCAGAUCUGGCAUUGGCUUCCAUCCCUCCUGGAGCAGAGGGGAAGGCUCAUCUUCCCACUCAGAUUCUAAACAGAGAGAGAGAAACUGUGCCUGUUGGACUUGAGCCCAAAAGGACCAUUCCAAGUAUGAAAGAAAAAUCAGAGAAAGUGAAAGAUCCUAGUAAGACUGCUGCUGUUGUGGUCAGUGGGGCCAACUCUGUGGACAGCAGAGUGCAAAGACCAAAAGAAGAGAGUUCAGAAGAUGAAAACGAAGUGUCAGAUAUUCUGAGAGGUGGUAGAUCCAAGCAGUUCUAUAAUCAGACGUAUGGAGGCAGGAAGUACAAAAGUGAUUGGAGCUAUUCUGGUAGGGGAGGAUAUCAGCAUGCGAGAGGUGAGGAGUCCUGGAAGGGGCAGCCCAGCAGAAGCCGAGAUGAAGGCUACCAGUACCAUCGGAAUGUCAGAGGUCGGCCAUAUAGGGGGGAUAGGAGGAGAGCAGGAAUGGGAGAUGGCCAUCGGGGACAACACACUUGAUAGUUUUUGCUGUGGUAUUUUAGAGCAGACACCCUUUCUUAGGUGGAGUGUCUCUGAAGGUUUAAAAAAUACAUUAAAAUAAAAACCCAAAUUGGAACUAUCUCCUCCCCUCCCCCUUUACCCUCACUUCCAUCCUGGACAAGAGAGUUUGGAUAUGCAGUUGAGGGGGCAGGUGAAUUCCUGGUGUUGCCAUUUUUCUUUGUUCACAAUGUUUUAUUUAUCAGGUAACUGUCCCCAUAAGAAGUAGAAAGUAAGUUUGUUAAAGUGUUUUUUAUAAACAGCUUAAUAUAAAACAGAUUUAGUGUUUGUUUUUUUCCUUAUAUAAGUUUAAUUUGAAAUGUUGGAGAUGUGUGCUUUAUAGUUUACUAAGUGACAAGAAAAUACACCAUUUGACACACACUAGAUUCCAAAACAACAUUGCACCAAAUAGAAAUGUAUAUUUUAUUAUGCAAUGCCUUAGUCAUAAACUGGGCUCAAACAGUUCUUAGCCUAAAACACUGUUGUCUUUUGAAAUGCUUCCAACCCAAAGGCCUUUCAUCUCAAUAUCUGUCAAACUUGAAUAAUGUCUUCUCUUUAAUAUUACACAAAGGCAGCCUAUUUACCUGUGUCUUAGAAAUGUUGUAUAUAGUUCUUUUAAUAUUCAUAGGGUAUAUUUUUUGAAUUUUGGUGAGUAUUUGUUGAACUUGAGAUUGCAUACAAGAACAGAUGUUUAAGAAAUAUAGGAAAUCUAAUGAAUGGCUGUUUCCACCAAGAAUUCUUAGCACUGGUGUAAAUAUCAUGGUGCCUACUUGAAAGAGAUGUAGAUGCUAUGCAUUUUGAAAAUAAUCUGCAUCUGUUAAAACUGCAGAAGUUUUUUAAUGCCACUUUAACACUAAUGCACUGACAGACUUAAAUAUUUUGUGAGAAGAAAUGUUUAAAGUUUUUAGCUUGACAGGCUUCUAUAGAGUUACUGUUUUGUUUUUCUCUUUGCACCAUAGGUUAUGUGUAUCACUUCAUUUGCGUGUUCAGUUUGUCUUGGCUGGAACUAAUGUAGAAAAAGGGUGAUGGUGACUUCUAGUUUUGUUCUAGAGGAUGCUGCUAGAAAAUGAUUUUGCUUUUGCAUUUUUAUAGCUUGUUGUCUCUUCAAAAACAGCUCUCUGAAGUGCUUCCUUCCAGUCUUUGCAGUAUUCACUAGAAGUUCCCUUUGCAUGUUGCACUGUUCUUAUUUGGAGAUUUGACUCUGAAUUAACACAGUAUUCAUUCAUCUGUGUUACUCUGUAAAAAUACCUGUAGCUUGUAUUUCUUAAUUGUACAUACCAAUGUGAAAAAUCUACCCUUUUUUAUGUUCUCUAUCAGGAAGUUGAGUGCUAUGCAAAUAAGUUUCUCUUUGCAUGGCAUGUGUAAUAUACCUAGCCAAAAAUAAUUUUUUUUAAAGCAAAUUACUUUAAAGCAAAUACAAUUAACUUGAAUUUGACAGACUGAAGCAGAUGAGUUUUCUGGGUUCUCUGACUAUCCACAGGAAUUGUUUGGAUGCCAUCUGGGCUCAGUUGAAUCUCCACUGUACUGUAAUAAUGGUUAUUUACCUCUGUUUUAAUUACCUAAUGUCUGUUUAACUGCUGAUUUGAGUAGUGAUUAGCAUUUAGAUGUUUUGUAACAGAAUUUUAGAGAGCACUUUGAAAGAUAACAUUUUAUUAUGAUGGUGCUAGGUGAUGGUAUACAAGUCUUUACAAAUUUGUAAAGAUGGAUUGUGUGGAAAAGAAAAAAAUUCUUGAGAACCUGUUGAAAGAACCUAUCGUUACUUUCUAAACUAGAACAAUUGGGGAAGGUACUGCUUAAGCCAUUUUUUUCUUAGUUAACACCAUCAGUUGUCACAGAAUGAGAUUAUAGGGUCCUCCAGCUCAUGCUUUUGUGUAAUUUACCUGAUAGUUUUUAUGAAAAUCACAUUUAGAUACAAUGACCAGAUUUUAAAAAGUUCAGUGUAAGUUUGAUCUCAGGAGUCCAAAAGAAAUAGCUGUUUCCAGUAUCUUUCACUUUAUUAAUUGGGAUUUGACAUCAGUUUCUUCUGCAAAUGUUUAAAAAUUGGAUAGGAAAGAAUACUGUUCAUUUCUUCACUGUCACUUCUGUCUUACCUCAAUUGAGUAACAUGUAUAUACUCUAGUUCUUGAAGGAAAUACUGAUUUUCUUCAUGUUUCCCUUAUCUUACCACCAGGACAUGAUGGAAACAGUGCUUAAAAACUUAGCAGAUUGUACUUUAUUCAGAAACCUCUGGAAUAAAAGAACUUCUGAUAAUUAGUUAGUCUUUGCAUAAAGGUAGUUUGUUUUUUUCCCUUUAGGUUUGUUUUAAACGUUAGUCCAGGAGAUUUUGCCUUAUGUUGAGGUCAGACUCUAGGGCCAAGCAAGCUUUUGUCCUUCAUUUUAACUGAGUCAUGUGGUAUACUGACAUGAUACAGAAGCUUAGACGUGAGAAUCAUUCGUGUUUUGAGUUGUAAACUGUGGAACUUCAUUGUAUUACAAUCAUACACAUUUUGGAGAAAUGUUUAGAAUGACCAAAGCUCACUUGUUCUUUCUGUUUUAGUAGUUGCUUUUGCUAAGCUUGAUUCCUUUUUCAUCUUAGCUUUUAGUUGUGUAUAUUCCUCUCCUUUUCUCUCAGAUAAAUCUUCAACUCUUGCUCCACUUGUUGGCAGCAGGAUGCUAGUAGCUAUGUAGUCUUUGUAACAUUUCCUGAUAACCCACCCAUAUGUUCAUUUUCGUGGCUGACCUCAGCUCAGACCCUGCCUUGACCUGGCAGGAGUAGGUCUUCCUAAACCACAACGCUAGUACAACUCAUUUGACGCAAACUAUAUAUUCUUGCAGUGUGUCUGCUUUGUGACUUGAGGUUGAAUUAAUGCCUGUGAACUGCAAACUUGCUUAUGACUGACUUGGUGCAAUAAAGUUCCUUUCUAACCAUCUGGUGUAGAAAACAUCAGCCAUUUUAGAAACUAGCAAUAUUUAUUUAUGUCUCAUUUAUUUCACCUUGUUUUAGGUGAGGUAACCUUCGUCUUUCUUUCACAUAUGGGUACUAAGCAAGGUCCAUUUUAGUGUAGCUGAAGAGAUGUGUACUUGGCUACACUAUGUUUACUGUAUUUUGCUUCCUAUUAAUGUCUAAAAACGCUAUUGUAUUUUUGUUUUAAAAUCUUUAUGGCUCAGUUCCAGUAUGUCAAUUUCAGAUACCUAAGGUUUUGCUCCUAAUUUCAGCCAUUUACUCUCCCACAUUUAAUUGGGAUUUCCCCCCCUCCCCAAAGUAGAUGUUAUAGGAAAUCCUAGAGGGGUGGUUGCAUGUGUAAUGCUGGGAAACAGCAACUUUGGGGUUGAAUUUACUUGAAUGGGUAAAAAAUUGCAUUGUUUUAACAGAGCUAGAAAAAGAUUUAUGUAUGAAAAAUAAUAGCCUUACACUGAGUACAAAUAAUACUUAAAAGCAUGUGAAGAUGUGAUCAUUUGUGAUGUUACUUGUAAAAAAAGUAUAUAUACAUAUCUUUUGAAGUGUUGAGAGGAAAAUAGUACUUUAUAUUCUUUAUCAUAUCACUUUUUGUAAGUGUUAAAUAUAUUCCUGUUUAUUUUUCUAUGUUCUGUUUUGUAGCCUUAAGAAGUGUUUCGAACAUAUCUGAAUGUAUAAGAGUAAAUGCCCUACAUGGUGUGAUGCUGCAUUAUAUAUAAAACUGUGCAUAUGGUAAA
Molecule: messenger RNA, 7150 nt
Organism: Manis pentadactyla (Chinese pangolin)
Lineage: Eukaryota; Metazoa; Chordata; Mammalia; Pholidota; Manidae
Gene: OTUD4
Product: OTU deubiquitinase 4
Exons: 21
Coding region: 131-3460 (1109 amino acids)
Biological process (GO): regulation of protein K48-linked deubiquitination; negative regulation of interleukin-1-mediated signaling pathway; protein deubiquitination
Molecular function (GO): K63-linked deubiquitinase activity; cysteine-type deubiquitinase activity
Source: RefSeq, a predicted model, not a curated record